Molecule: messenger RNA, 2698 nt
Organism: Catharus ustulatus (Swainson's thrush)
Lineage: Eukaryota; Metazoa; Chordata; Aves; Passeriformes; Turdidae
Gene: SSX2IP
Product: SSX family member 2 interacting protein
Exons: 15
Coding region: 237-1976 (579 amino acids)
Source: RefSeq, a predicted model, not a curated record
CUCCCUGCGGCCGCAGCAGGCUCCGGCUGAUCGGCGGGGACGAGGGAGAGCCGCGGGCCGGGGCAGGGCUUUGCCGGCGCCCCCCGGCGCUGCAGGGCCCGGCGUUUGCCAUCUCCGAGGAGCCACAAGCGGCCGGUGCUCGGAGGAGAUGCCUACGUAACACACGUUGCCAGCAAUUGUACUAAAUACUUUGCUGCUGAACCAGUUGCUCAGGUACCCAGCCUGUCUCUGUUGCUAUGGGAGAUUGGAAGGCUAUAACUGUGCCAUUGCUGUCAUCAGAUAGCAAAAAUAUAUUUCCAUAUACCUCAGAAAGAAAGAGAUCUCCUACAAGCAUGAACUCUCAAGUGCUACGCUUGUCACUGCCUUCACCCAAAAACAUGUACAGCUUUUUUGGUGCCUUCUGCACAGAAGAGAAUCUUGAACAGAGUAUAUCCUAUAUUGAUAGGGAAUUAACAACAAUGGGCUUUCCUUCUAUUUAUGCGGAGUCCAAAGGAAAAGAAUUAAAUUUAGUAUCUAUCAUAAAUUGUAUGAAUGAAUUGCUUGUACUGCAGCACAAGAACCUUCGAGCUCAGGAAGAAGUAGAAAUGCAGCAUCUGAAGCUGGGAAGUGAUAUGGAUCACUUACAGAACUGCUAUGCUAAGUUAAAGGAACAGUUGGAAUUAUCUAAAAGGGAAAUAGUUGGGCUUCAGGAAAGAGACAGACAACUGCAAAGCAAGAACAGAAAUUUGCACCAGUUACUUAAAAAUGAAAAGGAUGAAGUUCAGAAGUUACAGAACAUAAUCUCAAGUAGAGCUACACAAUACAAUCAUGAUAUGAAGAGGAAAGAGAGAGAAUAUAACAAAUUAAAGGAACGCUUACAUCAGUUAGUCAUGAAUAAAAAAGACAAAAAGUUAGCUAUGGAAGUUCUAAAUUAUGUUGGUAGAGCUGAUGGGAAGAGAGGUGCAUGGAGGACUGAUAAGACAGAAGCCAGAAAUGAAGAAGAAAUGUACAAAGUUCUGUUAAGUGAUUAUGAACAACGCCAAAAGCAGCUUUUACUGGAAAAUGCUGAGCUAAAGAAAAUUCUUCAGCAAAUGAAGAAAGAUAUUGUUUCACUUCUUCCACCACAGAAACAAAAACCUAAAGAAAGAUCUGAAGAUGGGCUGGUGCUGUCAGACCAGGAGGAAGAUAUUGGAGAAUUGAAUAAAGAGAAUAUGUGGGAAUUAUCUUGUGAAACUGUGCGAGAACAGCUUACCAACAGCAUUAGAAAACAGUGGCGAAUGUUGAAAAACCACGUUGAAAAGCUGGAUAACCAAGUGUCACGUGGACAUUCAGGAGCUUGGAAUGAAAAAGAUGUGAUUUCAAGAGAAGCCCAUGAACUAGAAACUGAAAAGCUAGAGUUAGAGAUUCAGCAAUGUAAAGAAAUGAUCAAAACUCAGCAACAGCUCUUACAGCAACAGCUUACAUGUGAUGAUGACACCACUCUGUUACUACAAGACUGCUAUUUGUUGGAAGAAAGAGAGCGUCUUCAGGAAGAAUGGAGACUGUUUCGAGAACAAAAAAAGAAUUUUGAAAAGGAACGAAAAAGUUUUACAGAAGCUGCUAUUAGAUUAGGACUCGAGAGAAAGGCAUUUGAGGAAGAUAGAGGAGCAUGGCUGAAGCACCAGUUCUUAAGUAUGACUGCUGAUUGCAAGCCUGAAAAUGUGACUACAAGUGCCUUCUUAAGAAGUUCUGACCCAGACAUUCGUUUAGUGAAAUCUGCAUCUCGGCAAAGAAAACCGCCCUUUGUGUUGAGUCCUGCUGUUUCACCAGAACCUUGCCAGAUAUCUCAGUAUAUUACACACAACAGUGUUGCAUCAGAAAAACCUGCUGCAGAUAACAUGCCAAAUCUGUGGGUGGAAAGUGAUGACAAAGAAGGAACUGAAGAAUGCACAAAGUUAUGGGAAGACUCUGGAGUUGGCACUCUAUGUAGAAAUUUGCACAUGGAACAGCUGCCUUAGACUUCUAGGGUUGCCUGCUUGGUUUUUUGUUAGAGACUUGUUCAUAAACCUAUCAUUCUAAAUGAAACAGAAUGCUGUGAGUUUGAUCAUUCUUCUGGAGGAUUAUGUGGUGGUCUGAAUUGUGGUGUGUUUCUAUGUGUGUGCACAUGGCUUUUAUUUUUUAGACCAUUUUUUGCCUCUUUCUUCCAACUCUUGAGAGAAGAUUUAAAAAUAUAUAAAAGCUUUGAUAUUUUUCUAGUAACAGAAGCUCUAAUUCUGUGAAUAAAGCAAUGGUCUGAAACUUUGACUGUAAUGAAAUACUGGAUCCUAAUGUUACCUUUCAUCACAGGCAGAGAUAGCACUUUUAGAAAUUGUUUGAUUAUUGGAAAUAUUCAUUUAUGUCUCAAAUGUAACUGGCAUUAAAUCCUCUUUUGCCUCGACUUGAAUGUACAGUAUACUGUAGAUUUUUAACAGAACAGGUUCUAUAUUUAUUGUGUGAUUUGAAAAUACCUCUUUGAUAUCUCAAUGAUUUAAAGUGCAAAAUCUUUAUAUAUUUGUAAAUAGAACAAGUGGUUAUGCUGAGAAACCAUGAAAUGAAACACAUGCAUACAUAAAUGUUAUUUUACAUGGCAUUUUAAAUUGUUUUAUAGUGAUACUCAGUUUACAGAUCCAUUAGGACUUUAAAAGGUUCAGUGAGGAACCAAAGUAUUUCAAAUGUGAACAAUAAACGUGUAAUUCUAUUC